Molecule: messenger RNA, 960 nt
Organism: Helianthus annuus (common sunflower)
Lineage: Eukaryota; Viridiplantae; Streptophyta; Magnoliopsida; Asterales; Asteraceae
Product: protein PFC0760c-like
Exons: 1
Coding region: 1-960 (319 amino acids)
Source: RefSeq, a predicted model, not a curated record
AUGAGGAAAGUGUUAGAGAAUUUGAUCGGAAAGCCUGUUGAGCAAAGAUUUGAAGAAAUCAAGCUUGAGGAAGUCAGAGCACGACGAAAGGCUGAGAUUGAAGAAGAAAUGAAGAACAAGGGUAAAGGUGCUCAAGUUGAAGGUGUUAGUGAAGUAACUAAAAGAGCAAUCAUUCCAUCAAUAGUUUCUGAGUCACCUAUUCAAAAUUCUUGUCCUAUAUCUUCGGUUUCUGGUGUAUUUGAUGAUGAUGUAGAAAUUGAUGAUGUAGUAGAUGAUGAUGUAGAAGAUAAUGAUGAAGAGGAUGAUGAAGAAGAAGAUGAUGAUGAAGUUAAGAAAGAUGAUGCAGACGAUGUAUUUUCUGCAAGUAGUCAUGAUGAUGAUGAUGAUGAUGGGAAUGAUGAUGACGAUCAAGGUACUUCAGGCAUUAAAGUUACUGAAGCGUCGAAUGAAGAGAAUGUUGAUGAUUAUCUUCAUGAUGAUGCUAAUGAAGAACCAGAGAAUGCUGAAAGUGAGGGGGAGCAUGUUGAUGAAAGUGAAAAAUUGAUUCUACGUCUUGAACCUGAUGUAGAAGAAGGUGAAUUCAGGCAUUCUUAUACUUUAACCGAGAUCAUAAAGUUGACACACAUUGAUGAAAAUGAGUUUAAGUUUGAUUUCGAAGAAGAGUUGAACGAGUUUGACAUCAAUCAGCAGCAUGAAUAUGAAUACAAAUAUGUUGAAGAUGCUGACAACUAUGAUAGAGUUGAAGUUGAAGAUUGCAGUGAUGAAGAACAGUCUGUGAAUGUUGAUACUUCGAAUUUCCCAGCGCUUGCUGAAUUCUUCAGUCAAGCUAAUGAAGAUAAGUUGCGAAGGAAGGUGGCAGAGAGUGUGAAGAACAAAAGUUUUCAUGAAAUGUCAAAGGAAGAACAGCGCGAAGAGCGUAAGAAAUGGUUCAGGAAAGAUACCGAAAGAAAGUUUAAAUGA